GCACUUCCUGUUUGUUGUUGGAGAAAAGAAGAGAAAGGAAAGCGCGAGGAGACGCCGCCGCCGCCACCGCCACCAGCGCAGCUGUGCCACAGCCGCGAGGAGACCGGCCGCCUGACUUCCCUCCUCGCUGGCCGCCGUGUCCUCGGAUUUAUUCCAACAGUCAGUUAAAAAAUGGUGGAUUACUAUGAAGUGCUGGGCGUGCAGAGACAUGCCUCACCUGAGGACAUUAAAAAGGCGUAUCGAAAACAGGCACUUAAAUGGCACCCGGACAAAAAUCCUGAAAAUAAAGAAGAAGCAGAGCGGAAGUUCAAACAAGUAGCUGAGGCAUAUGAAGUGUUAUCGGAUGCUAAAAAGCGGGACAUCUACGACAAAUAUGGCAAAGAAGGAUUAAAUGGUGGUGGAGGAGGAGGUGGAAGUCAUUUUGACAGUCCAUUUGAGUUUGGCUUCACAUUCCGGAACCCAGAUGAUGUCUUCAGGGAAUUUUUUGGUGGAAGGGACCCAUUUUCAUUUGACUUCUUUGACCCAUUUGAUGACUUCUUUGGAAACCGAAGGGGUCCCCGAGGAAGUAGAAGCCGAGGUGCCGGCUCAUUUUUCUCUACCUUCAGUGGAUUUCCUUCUUUUGGAAGUGGAUUUUCUGCUUUUGAUACAGGCUUUACUCCAUUCGGGUCACUAGGUCAUGGGGGUCUCACUUCAUUUUCUUCAACGUCAUUUGGCGGCAGUGGAAUGGGCAACUUCAAAUCAAUAUCAACUUCAACUAAGAUAGUUAAUGGCAAAAAAAUCACUACAAAGAGAAUUGUGGAGAAUGGUCAAGAAAGAGUAGAAGUUGAAGAAGAUGGGCAGUUAAAGUCCUUGACGAUAAAUGGUGUGGCCGACGAGAACGCCCUUGCAGAAGAAUGCCAGCGGAGAGGCCAACCCACACCAGCUCUGGCCCCUGGCCCGGCCCCAGCACCAGUCCGGGUCCCCUCCCAGGCCCGGCCCCCGGCCCCAACUCCAGCCCCAGCUCCAGCUCCAGCCCCAGCCCCAGCUCCAGCCCAGACUCCAGCCCCUUCUGUCAGCACCCGCCCACAGAAGCCACCCAGGCCUGCCCCAACGGCCAAACUUGGGUCUAAAAGCAACUGGGAAGAUGACGAGCAGGACAGGCAGCGGGUUCCUGGCAACUGGGAUGCCCCUAUGACCUCAGCAGGUGUGCAGAAGGGAGAUGGUGUGGAACAUCCCCAAAGUGUUUUGCCCCCAGGUCCAGGACAGCAAGCACAGGAGUCAGGCCUGUGUUGCUGCAUUCUGACCUGAGGGGGCAUGGGGAGCUGAGGGUAGGUGCCAGGCCUGCCAAGAAGGGACAGAGAGGAUGCCUGUGUCCCGCUCACCUCCCACAGCUGCUCUAUGUACGGCCUAGCUGCGUGGCUCAAAGCCAACCCCAUGAUUAAAACAGGGGUCCCAGUAUUCUGAUGUGUAUGGAGUAUAUUGUCUGGGUUAGAUUGACUGCUAGGGAAUUGCUAGGUACUGCUUCUGUCCUUAAUAGUUCUGGUCUAUAACUUUUUGGGAUCUGUCACUUAACCUGACUUACCACUUGCACACUUAUUAACUUCACUCUCCAGACGGAAAGCUCCAGCCAUGCACCCAGUAGAGUUAUCUCAGUUGAGCCACAGGUGGAGGUGGAGGUGGAGGCCUGGCUCCUCCCUCUGUGCUCAUGGUGGGAUUGUUCACCAUCUGGCUCUAGCCUCAGCAGGUAGCUUGUAUAUUUCCAGGAGUAUUCCUCAUAGAACAUUCUAUGAGGUGGUCAGCGUGUUCACAUUGAACUUUCUAGUGAGGCCCCAGCCCUGUAUGAAGGUUGUUUUAUUGUCCAGAAGCUAGAGUUUGUGCCUGUGGCUAUACAACUCCCUAGGCCAAACUACAGUGAUAUGUUUUGGUGGUUUAUGUCACAUUGUGUUGCAAAGUGCUCCAAGCAGGAAACAGGGCAAAGGUCUAUUCCUUUGUUUUUCAGAAGUUUGCAUUAAAGUCAAGACCUCAAGCCCCUCUGGUUCUCCUCAGAGAAGGAUGAAGCAGGUGUCCUUUAGGGUUCUAUAAGCAGAAGCAAACAUAGUACUUGUGGCAUUACUAGAAUUUUGGGUAGCCAGCUUAGUUACCUUGCUGUGGAGAGAUGCCAGCAAAACCAGAUGGGUGACUGAGCUCUGUGCAGCUGAGUGGCAGAUGCUUCCCUGCCUGCACUGGGGAGCUCCUUGUGCCUCAGUGGCUGUGGACACCUCCCAUGAGCACUGUCUCGGUGCUGAGUGAAACAGAAUAGAGCAGCCUUGUAGAGUUUGGUGACCUCCCCCAACUCUUGUUCCCCCAACUCUUGUUGUAAAGGUGCUGGAGCCUGGCCUAGGAGGUGCUAUGUCAUUAAUCUUCUGGUAACUAGAGGUAUAUAGGGACAGGCCUGACUGCAGAGCUUGUUUAUAGGUGCGUAGGGCCCCCACAGCAGGAUCUGGACAGGAAGUGUGACUGCAGCACAUGGCCCUUCUCUAGGCCCUGGCCGUCUCUCUUAAGCCAAAGGUGCUCAGCCAAGGCCAAUCUGGAGACAGAAUUUAUUAGUAAGAACAGCAAAGUGCUUUCACUUUGUUGUUCUGCCAGUGCAGAUCUAGACUCUACGUGUGCAUGCGUGUGUACAAGUGUGUAGUGGUGAGCUUGUGGAUCCUGGUAGAAAUCUCUCAUGAGAGGCUGGAAAAGCUGUGCGCGAGGUGGUCUCCCUAUGUCCUGAGCCUGGAGUCAGCAGCACUGCCAGCGUGGCUCUGGCUGUGACUGGCAGCUUCUCUAAGCUUUGUCCCUUUACUCCCUUUUUGUUUACAACAAAACAACUCCCCGCGCUUUAAGUUCCAGAGCCAUGCUUUCCUAUAGGAAGGAAAAUGUAACGCUUCACUUACCUUCUCUCUCAGAGAUGGUGGCCCGUUUUGAAGUGGGGUUCUCCAAACUGCCACCUGAGCUACACAGGGUUUGGCUUAAUUAAGUGAAAACAGAGGCCCGUUGGGAGGGAAAUUAGAAACAGCUACCACACAAAAGUGGUUUCAGUUUCCACAACAAAACCGUGACCGGGGCAGCGUACCUUGCUCUGUACUGUAAGCUACUGUCCUCCUCUGGCUAACACAGAAGCCUUUGCAAAGUCUGGUCGUCUGCUGUUGGGAUCAGGGGGACCAAGUCCAGACCUUAAAAUUCUGAGAGCCACCGUUGAAGACCUAAGAUGUCCUGGGCCAGGCUUCCCACACUUCACCCAGUGCAGCCUUCAGGGGCUUUGCUAUUAUUAUUGGUUUUGGUUGGAUUGACGAGUCUUGGGCCAGUUUUCCUAAAAAUUCAUACAAGGAGAAAUUUGGUGCAAGCCAUCCCAGUUGCAGGUCCCAGUGUCUGUCAGAUGUGGAGCUGCUGGGUACAGUCUAGGUGCAGCCUGGCUCCUUGGCAUCAGCAAGUGGAGUUUCCUAGAUGAAAAACAUUCUCAUUGAGGUCCCUUCCUAGAAAAGGAUUUACUGUGCAAUUUAAGCCACCAGGGGUUGUCAGGAGUUGGACUGUGGUCAGCCAGCAUAGCCAUGGUCCAUACUGUGUUGGUGAUGAGGGGAGAACUAAAUAUAGUUGGAUUUGCUGGCUCUGUGCGUGUGUGCGUAUGUGCGUGCACGUGUGCUGUGGACUGCCUACAUGCUUGGUAAGCUCUGUAUUGCUGAGCCAUGAGUUCA
Messenger RNA from Mus caroli (Ryukyu mouse), 3692 nucleotides. RefSeq names its product DnaJ heat shock protein family (Hsp40) member B6 (gene Dnajb6). NCBI's taxonomy places the organism in Eukaryota, Metazoa, Chordata, Mammalia, Rodentia, Muridae. The record is from RefSeq and is a predicted model, not a curated record. Gene Ontology annotation, molecular function: Hsp70 protein binding.